AUGCAAACAUCUUGUGAUAUUAGUGUAAGGCGAUUUAAUAUUGGUGAAAAGUUUUGUGCGCGUUGUUAUAUGCCCCGUAAACCAUUUUGGUGCAAAGCUACAAUUUUAAGUAGAGAAGGUAACAGAAUAUAUGCGGUUCCAGUUGCUGGUCAAGGUCUCUGCGAGCGACACGUAGACCAACUGCUGCAAUGUACGGACAGAGACAAACCACACGAGACUGCAAAUGACGUAUGUUAUGUAUCAGUAUUUCACCCGCAGUAUCCGACUGCCAUCUCCCCUGCACCUCCUCCCGAUGUUAUGCCAGAUAAUAAAAAUAACGCUCUGCCAGACAGCACAACAUCCUCGAACACGCAUUCUUGUGCCGACACAUCUUCACGAGAAGGCAGUGAGCCAACUUUAACGCUAGAUGCGGAUAGACGCGAGGCGGUGGUGGCAGAUGGGCAUAGUGUCUCUGUGGUAGGGAUAAUAAUCGAUCGAAAGGAUGGUGGGGAACAACCAGAGUCUGCUGUUGCACCUAAGCCCGGUCCUUCCCCUUCCACAAUGUGA
Molecule: messenger RNA, 546 nt
Organism: Parnassius apollo (apollo)
Lineage: Eukaryota; Metazoa; Arthropoda; Insecta; Lepidoptera; Papilionidae
Source: the annotation of a GenBank genome assembly